Messenger RNA from Suillus fuscotomentosus, 1184 nucleotides. RefSeq names its product Polymerase/histidinol phosphatase-like protein. The transcript has 5 exons. Gene Ontology annotation, biological process: L-histidine biosynthetic process. Lineage: Eukaryota; Fungi; Basidiomycota; Agaricomycetes; Boletales; Suillaceae. Gene Ontology annotation, molecular function: histidinol-phosphatase activity. Gene Ontology annotation, cellular component: cytoplasm. The record is from RefSeq and is a predicted model, not a curated record. The coding region runs from base 44 to 1054 and encodes 336 amino acids.
UCUUGCUUUCAGAGUGCAUCUCUGUGCUAAAUAUUAAAUAGCUAUGCCUCACAGUCAUCACUCUCACUCCGGACAGUUCUGCAGGCAUGCUUUCGGAUCCUUAGAAGAAGUCGUAUUGGAAGCCAUCAAACAACGUUUCGAGGUGUAUGGUUUGACAGAACAUGUACCCCGCUACAGGCCAGAGGAUCUGUAUCCAGAGGAGAGGGACCUGUCCCUUGAUGACCUGUCGAAGCAGUUCCUGAGUUUUCUUAACGAAGCUCAUCGAUUGAAGGAGGUUUACGCCUCCCAGAUCACCUUAUUGGUUGGACUCGAGACAGAGUACAUUACCGAUGAUGACUUCAGUCAUCUUCAAAAGCUCCUGAAGGAUAACGAGAGGCGCAUCGAUUACAUUGUUGGAUCCGUCCAUCAUGUCAGCACUAUUCCCAUCGACUUUGAUCGUGUCACAUAUGAAAAGGCUUUGGCCAACUUUUCGAAUGAAGAGGGCGUUUAUAUUCUUGGAAACGAUCAAAUGGAACACUUUCUAUCUGCAUACUUCGAUGCACAGCAUCAAUUGAUACAGCAGUUUCAGCCAGAGAUCAUUGGCCAUCUCGAUUUGUGCAGGCUCUACACCCCUUCCCUCGAUCUCAGGCAGUACCCCAUCGCCUGGGGCAAGCUAAUCAGGAACAUCGAGGAAGCUACACGGUACGGCGCACUUUUUGAAAUUAAUGCUGCCGCGUUCAAGAAGGAGGGAUGGACUUCGCCGUACCCUGGGAAGGAUGUAGUAGGGCUUAUUCAGGAGAAAACUGGUCGGUUUGCUUUGUCUGAUGACAGUCACGGACCGCGGACUGUCGGACAGUAUUAUUUGGAUGUGGCGGACUAUCUGGUUCAUGUAGGAAUUACUGAACUUUGGUAUUUGGACUGCUCAUCAGAGCCAAAUCACAAUGGGAGGUACAUAUCUCCUAGGCGAAUUGAAGACUGCAGGUCGCUUGACAGAACAUGCCUGAAUGGGAGCACAAUGCUUUUGAAUCCUAUUACGGAGUGCGGUGGAGUGCGGUGUUUUGCUGUGAGGAAGUGAUCGGGAGUCCUCUUGUCCUCCGGUGCCAAUUAAUUUGCUUGUACGCUGCUUCAAAUCAGGCGCAAAUCAGGCGCGGAUGGACACGAUGGCGCACGACCACCAGAAUUUCCACGGUGCCAUAUUUGACAGC